This is a messenger RNA of Rubroshorea leprosula, 838 nucleotides long. The record is from the annotation of a GenBank genome assembly. Lineage: Eukaryota; Viridiplantae; Streptophyta; Magnoliopsida; Malvales; Dipterocarpaceae.
AAUGAAUUCUCAUUGUCUGCUCACCAGAAGCCUCUAGCAGACCACGGGAGGCCCUAAACUUACCAAAUUAACGUAUAGCAGCGCAUAAGUAGAACUCAAUGGCUUCCCUGAACUUCACUCCCCAGCUAUCCAGAUUUUCUUCGAGCACUACAACUCACCGUAAGCAAGCUAAGUUUCCCUCCAGGAGGAGACCCGUUUCCGUUUCUGUCUCUGCCUCACCGGAUUCUCCAACCCAACUGCCCGAAAUCGAGCUCGAGUUCAUUGGGCCAAAACCAGAUAGUGACCCGGUGCAAAGAGCCAAAGCCAUAAGUGGAGAGAAGCUGCUGAGGAACAUUAUGUUGGAUAACAAGAUCGAGCUCUACGCGACGUAUGGGAAAGUGAUGAACUGUGGAGGUGGUGGAAGCUGUGGAACUUGCAUUGUAGAGAUUAUUGAUGGAAAAGAUCUAUUGAAUGAAAGAACAAACACAGAACUUCGGUAUCUGAAGAAGAAACCGGAAUCCUGGAGGCUUGCUUGUCAGACAAUUGUGGGAAAUAAGGACAACUCUGGUAAGGUUGUGGUACAGAGGAUGCCGCAGUGGAAGAAGUAACAAAAAAUUUAGGCUGUAUGAUAUGUUGACUGCAUUAUGUGGAAUGUCAGUAACAAGGAUAUAUACCUAUACGUGUCUUUAGAUAAUAUAUACAUUUUUUUUGUUUUCGAACUUAGGGAAUUUUUGAGGGUGGGAUAUUAAUAGUGCCGGAAUGUAAAAUUUACGAUUUUAUAUCCUAACACUUCUCUUCCAAGAGAGAUGAUCACUAGACUAUUUAUUGUUUAACUAGAUAAUAUACAUUAAUUGGAUGC